AUGACAGGGGACAAGGUCUCAGAGUACAUACGAUCCCUCGAGGAGAAGGAGAAGCAGCUCAGCCCAUCCUGCCGGCCCCAGUUUCGUGUCUUCACGUCUGACACGUCUGUUCUGCGGAUGGGGUUCAGUGACUUCAGCCAGCGAUGUGGACAGGGGGAGUUUGGGUACCUUGAGACUAGCUCUACGGACCGCAGCAACGGAAGAGGCGACCAUCUUGUUGACUUCUGCCAAGACGGGGCCAUGAGCCAUUGCCCCUUACCCUGCAUGCGAGAGGAGGAUUACUUCAAGACUCGUUGCUACAUGUCAUUGAUGCAGGCGCCCCACCGGAACGUAGCUGAGUGGCACUCGGACGGGUUCGAUCAAGUGGUUCUCAACGUGUUUGGAGGGGACGAGAAGAAUUCUCUCAAGCAGUUCGACCUGCUCCCUCCUCGCCCUGAUCUCUCAGGGGGCAUGUCAGGUUGGAUCGAUCCAGCGCAGAUUGCUACGGAGGAAGCGAGGCGUGUGCUGUUAGAACCAGGAGAUAUCCUGUACCUUCCUGCGGGAUGGAUUCAUCGUGUGAGCACAGCGGGAAGAAGUUUCACCAUCAACUGGGGGUUCUAUACACGCCAUGUGUGA
Messenger RNA from Guillardia theta CCMP2712, 615 nucleotides. RefSeq lists its product as hypothetical. Lineage: Eukaryota; Cryptophyceae; Pyrenomonadales; Geminigeraceae. The coding region runs from base 1 to 615 and encodes 204 amino acids. The record is from RefSeq and is a predicted model, not a curated record. The transcript has a single exon.